This is a messenger RNA of Lotus japonicus, 2139 nucleotides long. RefSeq names its product probable carboxylesterase 12. The record is from RefSeq and is a predicted model, not a curated record. Bases 105 to 1007 code for a protein of 300 amino acids. The transcript has 2 exons. Gene Ontology annotation, molecular function: hydrolase activity. Lineage: Eukaryota; Viridiplantae; Streptophyta; Magnoliopsida; Fabales; Fabaceae.
AAUAAUAAGUGUUUCAAAGUUGCUCAUCUCAGCCCCAACUCUGUCUCUCACUAACCAUUUUGCUCUGUUUUUCAAAUUCUUCACCACCACCACCACUUUCAGCCAUGACUUCAAGCUCUAGCGAAUUAAUCCAAGAUUUCGCACGCCUUCGCCAAAUCUACAAAGACGGCCAUGUAGAUCGACUCAACUGGUGCGAGUAUGUUCCCCCAUCCUUUGAUCCCACAGCCAAUGUUUAUUCCAAAGACAUAGUGAUAUCAAAAGAUGAAGAAAUAUCUGCUAGGAUCUACCUUCCAAAGCUCAAUGAUCCAAACCAAAAGCUCCCUCUCCUUGUUUACUUCCAUGGUGGUGGUUUCGUCUUAGAAACACCCUUUUCUCCUCCUUACCACAAAUUCCUCAACACCAUUGUUUCUCAGGCUCAAGUAAUUGCUGUGUCUGUGCACUACAGAAGAGCCCCAGAGCACCCUCUUCCCAUUGCUUUCGAAGAUUCAUGGACUGCACUCAAAUGGGUCGCUUCUCAUUUCAGUGGAAACGGUCCUGAUGAGUGGCUCAACCGCCACGCUGAUUAUGAUAACGUGUUCUUCUCAGGGGACAGUGCAGGGGGUACCAUUGCACACCACAUGGGUCUUCGGGUUGGAACAGAGGGGCUUCAGGGUGUCAAGCUUGAAGUUGAAGGGAUUGUUUUGGUGCAUUGCUUCUUUUGGGGCGUGGAGCGAAUUGGAUCUGAGGCAGAGAAACCGGAAGUUGCAGCGUUUAUGGGGAAAUGGUGGCGGUUUGUAUGCCCCAGUACCCCUGGAUCUGAUGAUCCAUUGUGUAAUCCUGCUAAGGAUCCGAAUCUGGGGAAGCUCUCUUGUAAGAGAGUGUUGGUUUGUGUUGCUGGGAAUGAUUUGUUGAAGGACAGAGGUUGGUAUUACAAGGAGUUGCUGGAGAAGAGUGGGUGGGAAGGUGUUGUGGAAGUGAUGGAGGCAAAAGGGGAAGGUCAUGUGUUUCAUCUCUUCAACACAAAAUAGGAUGAUUUCAAACUUUGCUACAAGCUACGUAACUCAGAUCUGAAAGAAGUAAAACAGAAGUUGUUCUCGGUUAAGAAAUAUUCUACUUCUAUGAAUUUGGAAUUACACCAAGAAGGCCAGAACAUGCUUUAUUGUAAAUCAUUUGUGCUGCCCUCCAAAUAAUAAGGAUUUGUUUACUUGAAUGAGCAAUGAUUAUCUCGUGCUACUUUUUUUUUUUAAAAAAAAGUAUAUUUUAUUAUUUAGUUAGAAGAUAAUGUAAUGUAUUUAUAUUUAAAUUAAUUAAUUUUGAGUUAAAAGAAUAUUCCGUUAGCAUAUUUUGGAUGAUGUUAAAGGGGGUGGGGUGAAGUGUAGAAUUUAGAGAAGAAUUGAGUUAAGUGUAAUUGUGAGAUUAUUAUUGGGGUGGAGUGCAUAUUUUGGAUAAGAAUGGAGCUUAGUGUUAUUCUCACAAAUCUUGAGGGGGUGGGUGUAUUUUACUCAAAUUAUAUUAUCAAAAAGCUUGAAGGCUCUAAGCAUAGUUACAACCAAGCCAGCUUUGACGGAAGCUAAAAGAAAGCUAGAAAGUUUAGGUUUGUAUGUUUGUUGAUGCAUUGUUUAUUUCAAAUGAACAUUUGUUAUCUUUUUAUAAGUAUGUGUUCUAUUUGAGAUUAAGGGGAUUUAUAGAAUAGAAGAAAUUGUGAUGGUCUUUCACUCGAUCCUAAAUUAAAUAUUUUUUUCUAUUUAACAAUUUAGCAAGGUAGAGAGUUAUCUAAAUGACUCAUGUAGGUUACUAACCCAUAAUUUUAUUGAUCAAUAAGAUUUUUUAUAAAUAAAUGAAUAAAUAAAAUAUAGAAAUUUCAACUCACUUAUCUUCAAUGAGAUUGGAUGUUGAGUCAUUUAACCCAAACUUUCUCAUAGAUUAUUUAAACAACCCCAAGAUAAUCAUAUAUAAAAUAAAACUAAACUAAAUAAAGAAACAAGAGUCAUCGAUUAUAAGAGAGACUCAUUUAAAAAGUAAUUUUCUCUGCCCAAAAUCGGCAAAGUAAAUGACAACUUACACUCAAUUAGUAAAAAAUAAAAAAAGUUACGCUAGAUCCAUAAUAACUCAAAAUAAAUGAGAUAUUUUUUAACUUGAAGUGUAUUUUCAACAUCACCA